AUGGCCCCCUUCUAUAACAGCGCGCCUACGCAUGCGGCGCAUUCGACAGCACCGAGUGCCAUGGCUAGUGGAGCUGCAGCGCCGCCGCAGUAUGCCGAAUUCGAGGUCAGCAAGUCCAGUGCCAACCCGGCAGACGCGGAUUCGUUGCCGGCGAUGCCCAGCUGGGAGGGUGCAGGCUCCAAGAAGGUCGCACUCGAGGAAGAGGUGGAGCUUGAGCAGAUGAAGCCUGCCGCAUCGCCGAACCCCAACGGGCAGAACAUGCCUCUCAUGGCACCCAACGCUACGUCGCAUCCGAACAGUCCUAUGCCGGGCAACAGGAGCCCCUUCGGCCAAAACCCUCAGGCAGGCUCCAGCGGCUACUUUGCCAACGCCAACCAACCUGCGGACCCUUAUGCAAUGGGUGCCCAGAUCCCCAAUGGCUACAAUGGCGCUUACGGACAGUCGACUUCGUCUUUUGGAGCAGACCAAGGUUACGGCACGGGAGCCAUGGCCGCCGGAGGUAUGGCAGCAGCGGGAGGCAUGGCAAUGGCUCAGGGCGGUCGGCCUCUGCACCGGGAAUUCAGCAACGCCGGAUAUGGGCAGCAGAGGGGUCAGACAUACCCUCCCCCUCAGCAAGAGCUUGACCAGGGCUAUGGCGACUACGAGCAGGGAGGAUACGGAAUGGGCCGCCCUCCGCGCACCGGCCCUAGCCCGGCUCCGAUUUCCCGGAGCUUCACGGCACCACCUCGCAAUGGACCUAGUCCGGCACCGCCUGGCUUCCGCCGCUCGCCUGGCCCUCCCAGCGAUUACCACGGCUCUCCCGUUCCUCCCAACAACUACCACAGGUCACCAGCUCCUCCUAAUGACUACCGACGCUCGCCUGCGCCCCAAGACGACUAUGGCUAUGACCAGCGAGACAAGUACUCCAACAACAACUACGGCCGCCCGCAGUACGGAGGAGGCGCGCGUCAAUACUCUUCCGAGUCGACACGCCCCCUCGCUCCUCAGCGCAGCUUCACCGCCGAACCGGUGUCCCCGAGUCUCCAGAACAACGCCGGCUUUGAUUUCAGCGGCAACAGCCGUCCGCAACAGUAUAACUACAACCGCGGCCCAAGCGGUGGCGCCCCACAGCACACUGAAGAAGAGGAAGAACAGCGACCCCCACAAAGCAGCGGCGGCACCUACCCAGGAUACAAGGCGUACCAGCCGACCAAGGACGGUUGGAGCGGCGUCUGA
Messenger RNA from Colletotrichum spaethianum, 1215 nucleotides. RefSeq lists its product as uncharacterized. The transcript has a single exon. The record is from RefSeq and is a predicted model, not a curated record. Lineage: Eukaryota; Fungi; Ascomycota; Sordariomycetes; Glomerellales; Glomerellaceae. The coding region runs from base 1 to 1215 and encodes 404 amino acids.